Molecule: messenger RNA, 12498 nt
Organism: Diachasmimorpha longicaudata
Lineage: Eukaryota; Metazoa; Arthropoda; Insecta; Hymenoptera; Braconidae
Product: ELAV-like protein 1
Exons: 10
Coding region: 1298-2476 (392 amino acids)
Cellular component (GO): ribonucleoprotein complex
Molecular function (GO): RNA binding
Source: RefSeq, a predicted model, not a curated record
UCGCCAGUUUAGUUACCGCACCACAUAAGGCAUUGCGUUGUAGACACAGUUACCCGCAAUAUUAUUACCUUUAUUAAUUAAUUAAUCAAUCAAUCCGUUCUGUCGUUUGUUGAACCUACUCCUCCAUACUUAUCAACACAUGUAUACACAUAUCUCCAUAUAUAUAUGUAUACAUUGCAACCGGGAUUAGAAUAACCAGAGAUGCAAGCAACGUUCCCGUCGUUCUUUGCUUAGUUUUUGUCGCGAGUUUUAUUGGAAAAUUACGUUCUCCUUGGUCCCUCCAUUCCUCUAGAAUUUUCCUUUCAAUUAAAUACCAAAACAGCAAAAAAAAAUCAUUAUCACCCCGUUAUCUCUCCCCUCCCUGAAGCGAAAACACGCAAAAAGUAUAAUUAUACAUUGAGAGCCGUAUCACGCCGCUCGCGGGUCUGUAUAUUAACAAAAAAAUAAAUUUCUUCUCCUUGUACUUGUCCACGGGAACAAAGAGGAAAGAACAAACCUGAGCCAAAUGUUAUUAUGGUGCUGGCUAUCAAAUAGCUUUAUGAAUUAACAAAACCAUUGGCUCGUCAGAGCAUACGUCAACUGGAAGAUUUUGUGGUGUCUUGUCAAUAAUAUUAACAUGAUUAAUUGAUAUUAAUUUUAUCAGUAUUUCUGAUGAGUUUAACUUUAACAAUCGUUUACGGCGUGAGACGAAGUUGUCAUUAGAUUAUUGUUUCGUUAAUUGAGAGACACCGUUUUUAAAAUAGUAAAUACCCAUCACUGCGUUCCGUUCUACGCUAGUUCAGCAUCCUCCAACCACUGAUUUUCAUCGUUAACCGGGUGUGGCAUUUCGUUGAACGCACAGCGACGACGCCGACUCCGAUGUUGACGGAGGACCCCAGCGCGACCCCGUCGCUGCCACCCCCAUCUCAACCAACAAAGCCCGUUCAAUCCUAAAAAAUAAUGGAACUUGAAAAAAAUAUAAUUCCCAAUUAUUUAUCACCCAGAGCCCGUAGAAACUCCGAAGAUACUCCAGCACUCAUCAAAAAUUUGACGAUAAUGUACAUGACUAAAAAAAUAAUCCCACCAAAGAUGAAAAGCCGUUGUACGACGGUUCAUCGGAGUCGGCAUAAUCUCCUCUCCCCGUUAUCCUAUCCUAAAUAUCCCCAAAGUAUUGUCUCAAUGGCAAUGGUGGGUAUGCCGGGGUGCGAGGGAUCGAGAGAAAAAUGUAAAAAAAAAAGUUGAAAGAAAAAUGAAAAAAAGGAAACAAAAAUACUGACAUUUCGUACGUAGUUAGACGAAGAUUGUCAAAACUAGUGCAAUGAUGGCGAACGGAAUGGAUACGGUUGUGCAACAGAAUGGCGGCUCAAAUAUUGGCCAAACCUCCCAGGAGGAGUCAAAGACGAAUCUCAUCGUCAAUUAUCUGCCACAAACCAUGACCCAGGAGGAGAUACGCUCGCUAUUUUCGAGUAUUGGAGAGGUCGAGAGCUGCAAGCUCAUUCGUGACAAAGUAACUGAGGUCACCACAGCUUUGUCGGUUGCCGGAGAUUCGUUAUCCCCGGGGCAAUUUUCUUUUGGCCAAAGUCUUGGCUACGGUUUCGUGAACUACCAUCGACCUGAGGAUGCUGAGAAAGCUAUCAACACCCUCAAUGGUCUUCGGCUACAGAAUAAGACGAUUAAGGUUUCCUAUGCAAGACCCAGUAGUGAAGCGAUAAAGGGAGCCAAUCUCUACGUCAGUGGUUUGCCAAAGAACAUGACACAACAGGACCUUGAAAAUCUUUUCAGCCCAUACGGAAGGAUCAUUACGUCACGAAUCCUGUGUGACAACAUCACGGUACGACAGUUUGUGACUGGCGGCGGAGACAAUUUGCCCGGACUGUCAAAAGGUGUCGGAUUCAUUCGAUUCGAUCAACGUGUGGAAGCUGAACGUGCCAUCCAGGAGCUGAAUGGAACCAUACCGAAGGGCUCGUCUGAACCAAUCACCGUCAAGUUUGCCAACAACCCGAGCAACAACAACAAGGCGAUACCACCGAUAGCAGCAUACUUGACACCACAAGCGAGUCGUCGAUUUGGCGGCCCCAUCCACCAUCCAACCGGCCGCUUCAGGUACAUUCCACUGUCGCCACUAUCCAGCACUGGCAAGGCCAUGCUUGCCAUUAACAAAGGCUUACAGAGGUACAGUCCCUUGGCAGGAGACUUACUUGCAAACUCAAUGCUGCCAGGCAAUGCAAUGAACGGCAGUGGUUGGUGCAUCUUCGUCUACAAUCUUGCACCAGAGACCGAGGAGAAUGUGCUGUGGCAGUUGUUCGGGCCAUUCGGUGCUGUACAAUCGGUGAAAGUUAUUCGUGAUCUCCAGACAAACAAGUGCAAGGGCUUUGGCUUCGUAACAAUGACGAAUUACGAGGAAGCUGUUGUUGCAAUACAGAGUUUGAAUGGCUAUAAUCUCGGCACACGAGUACUUCAGGUCAGCUUCAAGACGAAUAAGAGCAAGGCAGCGUAGGACACGGACGAUCAUCAUACAUCAGCCGCUGUCACGGAUGAUGAUCUGUGGCGGCGUCUUGCCGCUGUUAAAGACUACUGGGACGAAAUGGCUGUUCUUAUAACGGGUAGAAAUCACAGACGAACAGCUGAUCCAGUUACGAGACAACGCCAACAAAUUCAACAAUUGCAAUUUCAUCCGACAACCCAGCAGUAUCAGUAUCAGCAGCAUCGUACAUUUGGAUCAUUGAUGAGUAAACCCGUUGUGGCAGCACAUAAUGCCAAUAAAAGAGUCCAGCAGCAGAUUAUGAAAAUGGAUAAGACGUAGUUUGAUUAAGGGAUACAACAAAAAAAAAUAUGAGUAUUAGGAACGCAUGAUUAUGACGUUGUUUUGGAUGAAUGGGAGGGAGAGAAUGAGGAGCUCGUCGUUAGUGAAAAUUCUCCCUGAUUGAUUGGUAUUUUGAAAUUUGCCAUUCGAUAUUUUCGAGGGAAAGAACAUUUUUUUUUCCUGAGGUUCGAAUGAAUCUUGAUGGGGGGGAGAGGCAAUCAUGAACGAUGAGACGUAUGUUAGUGUGUUAUGAUAAGCGAGACAGGGGUAUUACAAAGAAUGAUAGAUAGAAACAAAGCGUCUAUUUAAUCCUGUGGUUACUUGCUGCCUGCGUAUUUUGUACAUACAUUAUGAUUUAUGUACAUGUACCUAUUGGUAAAACAAAGGAUAAAGGAAUAUCGAGGGCCGAAUAACCAUAGAGUUGGAGAGAUUUUACCAAAAAUAAUUCAGAAGGCUGAGGAUUAUUCACGAGGGAAAAAUAAAAUACUGUGACUCCUCUUGUAACAUACUAGUGUUAUGUUUAGCAGAGGGCAUGUGGGGAGGUUUUUCUCGCCGUUUAUCUACCAUUCUGAUAUAAAUUUGUAAACCUAAAUUUAGAUAAUAUGACGAUUUUAAUGACAUCGAAACUGAAAUUGAAUUGAUUACGUGAAAAAUUGUGUACGGGAUAAUCGGCGGUUUUCCCACAUUCCUUCAGCCAGAACAUGAUAGCCCAGUUAUACAUACUCGUUUAUGUAUAAGUUUUAGAAUAUUGUACUUUAACAUUACUUUAAGAAUGGAAAAUAUGAAAAUAUACAGAGAGCAAAAGAUUGAGUGGAAGACGAGACAAAUCUAGAAAUUGAAAAUGGAAAAAAGUAAUAACUAGAGUCACUCCAUACCGUGGACCAAAAAAUUAUUAAAAUCAAUCAAAUAUUUCUCCAAACUGUACGAAAUGUUUGUUUGAUUGAAAGAAAUUUUUUAGUCAAUAGCUGAUAACGAUUCACGGGUGGUAUUUUACACUCACGAUAUAUGAAAAAUGAGAAAAAACAUUAUGAAUUUAUUAAUUAAGCGAAAUGAACACAAGUUGAGGCAAACGAAAUGAAAUAACUUGAUAUACUGUUAAGAUAUGUUUGGGUCGGGGCUCGCACAUAGAUGAUUUAGGUGAGAAGAACCGAGUGAAAAGUAUUGAGAGAGAAACAGGAUAUCUGAUGGUUAGCCACGCGGCCAAUAAUGUACUUAAUUGUAGUUGAUAUUAAUGAGUACCGUGCAUCGAAGGUCUCGGAGAAAUUAUUUGAUAAAUAAUGUUCGAAGACAAGUCGUAUUGCAAUUGAGAUGAAGCAGAAUGAACGCGAAAUAGUUUAAUGGCCGUCGAUAGUACGACAAUGUGAUACCAAAACUGAGAGGGACACAACACUUACACGAAGAAGCGCACCGGUAGCAACACACGAUUAUUUUACGUUGAGAUAUUCUCUUUCUUUGUGUAUAUCAUUGUCUGCGUGUUAGUCAUAUUAGCUUCGAAAGGUAUCUCAUUCUUGCCCCAAAAAAAAGAUGCAUUGAAAUUUCGAAGGUCUUGGAAUAAGAGUCUUUGAAAGACUUGAAUUAAGUGUUUAAAAAAACCUAAUGGAAGAUUUGAAAGGCCCAUUGUGGAGAAGUGUGAGGUAAAAUGGAGGCUUAGCUUUUUUUGAAUGUUCAUAACUCAGAAGCAAUUAGAUAAUUAAAAAAAGAGUUUUUACAAAAAUAUUCAUGACUUAUCGAGAUGUGAAUGAAGUUACAAGUGUCUAUUUUUCCACACAUGCUCCUAAUCUCGAUUUUUUUUGGUGCAGGAUGCUACUUAGAGUGCAUUUAAAUGUAGAACGCAGGGAUUGAGAGAAAAAAAAUUAAACUAUUUAGGCGAUCACAACGAUCGAGUCAAUCUACUGAAAGAAACACUAGCGAGAGAUACUCGAGCUGCUGCUUCAGUCGAUAAGCUGAAAUCUUUUUAGUAGUAAAUUAUUUUAGCGAUUCUGUCAUAUUUAUAAAAGUUUAUUAAUGCGAGUAAUAUAUACCUAUGUAUUAGAGUGUACAUUCGAACCAAUGAAUUUAAGACGACCGCUCUAACGUCCGAUUGAUAAAAUUCUUUUUUUCAAUUAAUGAUUCUUACACAGAAUAGUUUAUGAACCUAAUCUGACGUUACUUUAUGCAAUUGAUCGUAUCGAUCGGAACAAUUUAUAUACUAGUUAACAGUGGGGUUACUAUGAUAAAAACAACUUCCCUUUGAUCAUACCGAUACAUACCCUUUCAGAUGAUGAUUACUUGAAAGAUAUUCGAUGGGUGGUGGUAGUAGUAGUUAUUGAGUUGACUCGAUCGCGGUGACGAUCCCAUUACCAUAAGAAGCAAUACCAAAGUCUUAUAUCCCUCGUUUAACGCUGAUAAUGGGACUUGAGGGGAGGCUACUGUGAGUGAACGAGAACGCCACAUGGUGAAGAUCGAUUUUAUCAUCAACUCAUAAUAAUCUUCCCUCAACAAAACAAUAAUAACUAAAUGUCUUAUAUCCCUCGUUGAACGCUGAUGAUGAAACUUAACAAUGGUGAAUAUUGGAUAGUAUGGAUUAGUGUUGAAAAAAAAAUUGGAAAAGUUACCUCUAGUCCACGUUCAGUAUGAUGAGCUCACACGAGUCUAUACAAUGAUUAGAAUAGAAUUGCAGGACAAUGAAUAUUUGGGGGUCAAUGUCGACGAACAUCCCGACAUUAAUUGACAGUAUGAAAUGAGCAAAGCAGAGUUAAGUGUAUUUUAUAACGUGAGAUAUUGUAUAUCGUGUCCUAUUUAUGUGUACCUCUAUGUGUCUAGUCCUCGAGGAACGGAUCAGCUCCGCCUCGGCUUAAAGAAAAAUAACGAGAGAGAGAGCGAGAUGAGAAUUUUUUUUUGUUUUCUUUCUUGAACGUGAGUAUCCAUAAAGUAAUAAUUCGUACUAAUCAACUAUCCAAAAAAAAACGAAAAUACUUCUCUUAUGAAUUUUAAUUUAUUGCAGCGUCCAUUAUAUCCAUUUAUCGUCGGUGUUGUUGCGUGACUAGCGUGUAGGGUAUUAUCCCCUUUUUAUUUUUUUUUCUCCGUUUAUUAUUUCAAAUCUUUUACAUUUUUUUUUCCUUUCAUUUUAUCCACCAAAAAUGGUCGAGUGAAAUAGUGUAUUAACGGCAGUUUUAUUGUGAAAAUAAAUCAAGCCAAUACACUGUUCAUGGUCAAUUUUGGCACAGUAUCUAUAUAAUUACAAUUACUCUUAUUACUAUGACAUAAUUCAGUGUCAUUCACCAUUUUUCGCCUACUGAUUAUUAUGAUUAUUAUAGUAUAAUUAUUCGUCGCCAUCAUUUAUAUUACUUUUUAUGUCUAUCUUUCGUCUUAUAAUUUAGUUCAUAACACAUUAGUUAAACUUAGCAUCGCUUUACUCACACAUCUAACAAGUUUUACACGAUAAAUGCAUUUGACAAAAUAUGAUUAUGAAGCAACAAAAAAAUAUAUAGUCAACAUGAUACAUGCAUAGUCCCAACAGAGUUCAGUGCAUAAUAUAUACAGUCAUCACUAAAACAAAAAAAAAAGCCAAACAAAACGAUAAUCUGACUAAAAUGAUUAACAAUGAUGAAAAUUACGCUCGCCAUAAUUACUUUCUCACCAUCACGUAACUACUUACUGCUACUACGCUACUACUACCACCACCGAUUAUUUAUUUAUUUAUUUAAUUAUUAUAACAUAACAAAAAAAAUUAUGUUUUAUUUGAGGAUUAAACUGAUUUGUGUUUGGUUCAAUGGUCGUUGGUUUCUUUUAAUUUUAUUUGUCUUCAGUUAUAAUUUCCCAAAUUUUCCUACCUCACCCCCUCUCGUCCCUAACAUCAUUUCCACAAUUUUUCCUCGACAUCGCGUCCCUCGUUGUUUUAUUAUCUCACACAGCAAAUGCGUACACUCGACGUGCCUGGAGCAGGUGAAUAACGCACAUGUAGAACAUAACUCAUUUAAGAUGAACAUGGAAGCAUGAAUGUGAUAAAAAUUUAUGAUUGAAGAUCUCGUUAGAUUAAUAGUUAAAGAAUGUCCAAGUGAAAUUUGUAUAGGAAGACGUGAGCGCACAAGACGAAAGAUUUAGAGUUAUUGAUCUCCUUUCCAAUGACGUCUUUCGAUUAACUCAUGUAUUUUCUCGUCUCGAUAGAGCCUUCAACUUGACACUAAUCGUUCUUCCUUAAAAAUGAUAAUUAAAGACGAUUGAAGGACGAGAUGGGAGACUACGAUUUUUGAUAUAUUAUUUCAAAUUAUCGUUUGAUGAAUUUAAUUUUGAGAUGUUCGUUGGAUAAGGAGACUAGACAGAGUGUGAGCCCGGACCCUUGGAAAGCCCUACGCACACAUAGACACACACACACAUAUGACAAUUCAUUUGUACAUUCAACACCACAUUGACAUGUUAUACUGACAGAAAUAAACUUAUCACACAGAAGUAAUGAAUUUCGCAAGAUCAACGCGCUCGCAGCUGAACGAUUUUUCAACGUGCAACAUGGAAUUUUUCCCAGCCAUGUGUUAAAAAAAUAAAACAUUGAAGACAGGGCAACAACGAGCUAACAAAGCGCAAAAACAAUUUUUAAAAUCAGUGAUGAUGGAAUAAAAGACGAAAUAAAUCAAGUUAGAGUCACGCUAAUCUACUUAAUUAAUCUAUAAUAUUACAUCUGAUUAUUACGUUAGAUAUACAUUAUUAUGUGUAUUGUAUUUAUGUCUCCAAUAAUCGUUGUUAGUUGUAUCGCUACGAUUAUUAUGUCGGUUAUUCGUACAAAAAAAAAAGAGAUAAACAAUCGAAUCCUCACGAUGAUAUUCGACUGAGUUUUUCGGACAGUUGUGCGCGUUUUUCUUUCCGAGUGUUAACAAUCGUUAGGGAAUGCCACGGUAACAUCAGUAUCGCAGUGCAGGGCGAGGAUUUAUUUAUUAUUUUUUUAAACAAUGAUACGAUAAACUCAGUUUGAAGGAAAAAUGAAAAAAUAGAAAUCCGUGAUUGCAGGAAGUAACGAUGAAAGAACUUACGAGUUAUCAAAUGAGGCGUGAACACGGGUUUUAGCUUAUUUGUCUAAGCGCUAUGAUAUUACAUUUAUUGAUUAUUAUAUUAACCAUUAGACUCGUUGUAUUAUUGUACUACUACUAGUACUCGUGCUACACAAUUACGGAGGGAGUGAAAAAAGUCGAGAAAAAAAAAUAGUAGAGACGUGGAGGAGACAUACACACCAUGUUUUUUUUUCUUCUUUUUUUCGUCGACCGGGCGCUGAGUGAAAGUGACAAAUCUUGCACUAAUUAAUUCAGAUGAUGAAAGAUUAAACGAAAUAGAUACUAUUAUACGAAAAAAAUAAUAAUUGGGAUGCCCCGUGUGGUCUUCAAGGGGCUGGAGGGUACGUGGAGGUUGUUUUCAAAAUUGAAAUUUUGAAUUUAGGCUUUAAAAUAGGGUUGAGGUGAAAAUUGAAAUUAUAUUAAUACAACUAUGGGUAUAUAUUCAAUUUUUGACUUUAUAUGCGAUCGCGAAUAUUUCCUACCUUUUUUGGGGGGAAUGGAAAUGGUGCUGUAGACAGAUUCAUUUUUCCCUUUGGUACAUUGAAUCUACGUCGACGUGAAAAGACAGAAUAAUUCCAAAUACUUGUAAAGAAAAAUGAGAAAACGAUAAUUAAGAGAAUUAAAAAUACGAAAAUGUACGAGAUGAUAAGAGGACGUUAGAUUGAAGCGAGAUCACCACGCGCAAGUGAAUAUAUCUCGUUAACAAGAUUAAAACGGUCAAGUGCGUGACUACGGUUUAUUAUAACUUUUUAUAGUGUGAUGAUGCAAAGCAAUGUUGAGAAUACGAGGUUGAAAUCACGGCAUGACAGCUCUAGCUCACUGUAGGCCUAAUUAAAUGAUGAGAUGUGAAGAAAAAAGGUGAAAAAAAAAUGAUAUACAUAUUGUACUCUAAAUUUAUCAGUGUGAGAGUGACAAGGACGAUAAAAAAUUGCAUUGAAAAGAGCAAUGCAAAAAAUAAAAAUAAAAAUAUAUAAAAACUUAAAAAAUCGCAGAAAGAGGGUGCGAAACUGCGUGAAUGGCUGUAAUUGAAUGAGAUGGUGAGGAGAAGUGAAGAGCGGGGAGAUAUACUUAAAUUAUCGAAAAUUAACUCCGAUGCGAGUCACAACGAUCAACAUACAAACAAUACCCGACAGCAAAACUCUUAUUCCUCAAAACUCAACAGACGAAAACAACAAGAAAACUCAAAAUAAUGAACAUUGAUAGGUUUAAUUGAAGAGAAACGUGAAAAAUAUUCUAUAACCUUCUGUACAUGUUUUAAUUAUUCCAAUUAUUAAUUAUUAUCAUACUUAUAAUGAGCUAUUACUUAAUUAACGGAUGAAUUAAUUGAAUAUCUAUGAAAAAAAACUAUAUUUAAACGAAAAAACGUGGUAGCUAGUCUGUCAAUGGGUGUAUAAAAAAAUAUUUAAUUCCAAUGUAUCCUUAAUAGUUUGACACACGUGCGUCGGGGCGCGACUACGGUUUUUCGGGGCGAUUUUACAGUGAAUAAUUGCGAGAGCAAAAAAAAAUAUAUUGAAAAAUUAAAAGUAAGAGUGAAUGUAAACUCGAAGGCUUCCGGUUAAUCACCCCAAUACGUUAAUGCGACUGUCGCUCCAAGGUCUUCAUUUAAUUUUCCGUGUCGUGAGGGAGUUGAAUGAUUAUUUAAUUUGACGAGGUGAAUCAUACCACUGUAAUACUCGAUACAUUCCGAUUAUAAUAAAACAUUCCUCUGAACAUUCCCACCAUUACCGAGAACAGCAGUUUACAGCGUCAUGAAUAAACGAAACUAAAAUAACUGAUAAUAAUCAUACCAAUAACGAUUGUAUAUAAAGCGUACGGAUUUAUAGGUACAAUUUUGUUUGUUUUAUUGACUCCGCAUGCAAUGCAGGUGUGAAAUUCACUAGCAAGAUUAUUGUAAUUUCAGUAUUAAUACGAAGAAAUGCUCGAAAAUAGGCGAAAUGUGAGGGUACUAUUGGAAAGACGAUAAAUCCACUUGCAUAGAUACAAUAGCUGGUGAAUCAGUGUAAUACUCUUGGGGGUGAGUGAAAAUAUAGGGUAAAGAAAGAGGAAUAAAGUGAAACGGGAGAAAAAUGAGUAACGGAAAAAAAAAUAAAAAAAACAGAUGGCAUAUUACGCGGAUAUAAAACAAAUAUAUUUUGUAAUGGGUUUAUACGUAAGAUUAUUAUUGUGUAAUGAUAAAUUAAUCGUAUUGUGGUAAAAAAAAAACUAUGAACUACGCUGACCAGAAUUUUAAAUAAGUGAUGAAAGACUUUAGGGUGAUAUUGACAUGAAAAAUAAAAAUUUGGCGUAACUUGAACUUCGCUGGACGAAAAAAAAACUAACUCCGUCAUGCGUGCUUUUUCUUUAUAUUUUUCUUUCGUCAUUAUUCCGGUGGCGUGAUCUUCGGCGUUCUUGAUGAAUUGAAUAAGCGGAUUAAAUAGUAAAAUCGUUAAUCGUUGAGAGGAACAUAAACUUGUUAUGAUAAACUUAAUCUGCCGUCUUUACCAACGAAUCCAAUCGCAUAGGCUUCCAAUUGAAAUGAAUAAAAAAAAUAACGCGAUUAGAGAAUCAUGCGUGUGCACAAAUGAUAUUAUAAUUUUAUAAAUCUCCCGCGAAAUAAAUACAGAUUGGCUUUCAUUUCACCAAGAAUGCAAGUGAAGUAAUUGGAUCAAAAGAGGAAAAAAUAAAUAAAUUUUUAUAAUCAGUGAACACUGAUAAAGGAGAAUAAAUCAGUCCCUUAAAGUGAGUUGAGUCAAACAACUAUAAAAUUAAAUGAGUAAUGAGAGUUGGUCCGCACCCCGAAUAUCCCUGGUCACAACCCCUCCGCAGUGUUGAGAUCGAUCUGAGUAUGCCCAUAACAUUGAGAGCAUAAUUUAACGAAUGAAAUACACGAGAAUCAUGAACAUUUUGGACCCAAUGUGGUCAUUGACGGUAAUAACGAGAGCAUAAAGCACAACACGAUGUAGAGUACUGAAGUGUGAUUGAAUAAAGGCUUCCCCUUGCAAUGCGACAAGGACAUCAAAUUCAUCAAGUAAUAGGAAAGUGUUAAUUAUGAGUACAGCAUGCACGAUGUAUUCCUAAUUACGUGCUAGGGUUUAUUUUGAAGAAAAAAAUGCUGAAUGAAGAGGAAUGACUAAUCACUACUCAAUCACAUUGGGCUAUAUCCGUGAAUAAACAAAACGCACACGUCUUUCCGAAAAAUUAAUAAAUUCCUAAACACAAAACGAAGACGUACACAGCAUACAAAAAUUACCAUCAAACAACAGUGACACUGAAACAAACCUUUUAAACUGAAUUAAAACAGAUCAUCACAUUGUUGACAUACAUUGCGAUCCAUGAUUAUUACUAUUUACAAUAUAAUUAUUAUCUUGCAUUGUCUAGUCAUAUGUUAUUAUUGUAUAACUAAUGAUAUUAAUUAUUAAUUAUUAACCUGUACUACCUAGUUGCAUUAUGUGUUGCGUAAAAAAACAAAAGAAAUGAACUGGGAAGAGAAUUCUGAGAGCGCUAGAAAUACGAGAGAGAUUAUUUAAAAUGCAAAAAUCCGAGUUUAGCUGAUGAAAUAGUAAUCGCGCAAAAUUGCACGCGUCUCCAGCCGAUAAUAUUAACAAAAGAUUAAGAAAAUGGGGAUAAAAAUCAUCUGAGUGGAACAGACAGUAUGAAAGAUAGAAUAAUAUGCAGUACUCCAAUCUUGGGACGUGCUCCGCUGAUGAUUCUCAUCAUGUUGUUCUCGUCAUCGCAGUCGAAACUCGAUGUUGUCUUCGGUGAGAAAAAAAAACGGUUAAAAUUGUAAUAGCGAUAAUCCAACAGCGUAAAAUCUUUCAAAUCGACUGCUUUGAUCGCAUGAGAUUGUCAGCGAGCUGUGACUUUUGGAUAAAAAAAAAAUCAUAGUUCAAUAUUGCCACCUUAGCGCGCUCGAAUUCAUCUCCAAUUGACAUUAGUGGUCAUUAUUUUUGACACUCCUUUAUCUCCCCUAUUCUUUCCUUUUUAUUAGUUUUGAUUAAUCGUCUCUUUUAAACGGAAUUAGGACGGAAAAUAAAGUUUAGGAAAUGAAUAAUGAUGGAUAAAUAAAUGAUAAUUGAAAUGAACGGAGAGCACAAAAGGAAGGGAAAAUUGACGAGGAACGAGCGCGCAAAGGGCGAAGUAAGGAGUAUUAAAUAUAUGCGGGGGCCGCGGAGAGGAGGGAACCUCUUCCUUAUAUCGUCCGCAUAGAAAUGAAUUAUAUAUUUAUCAAUGUGACGUCCAACGUGAAUAACAUACGAGCACAAACGGCGCCUAUGGAUCCGUUGAAAAAUUAUCUUCAUUUGAUAAUGAUUUAUCGCGCCGCUAUCUUGGCUAUAACAGUGAUAUCAAUAAUCACUGGUUAAAUCGUUUUAUCUUUUCUUCAAAAUCUUUGUUCUUUCCCAUUCCUCUCAGAAACAACAGAUACAACAAAGUGGAAUGGUAAUUUGCGAUUCACACAAAUGCGAGUCGUCCAUGUGUGAAUAAAAGGAAACAUUAGAGAGAGACUUUAGAUAUGCGUGAUAUAUGGAGAAGAGAAGCACAAAAAAAACUGAAAUCAACAAUAUAGUCCCCGUUUAAAAACACCUUCCUUGUGUAACUGUACUGCAAAUAUCCCUCCCUCCCUCCCUCCCGAGGAGAGCUCACGGGCCCUAUUUGCAAUAUUUGUACUUUUCCAUGUUGAAACCUCGAUAUACAAUAAAUUAUAUUAACAAACUUUCA